AUGGAAGAAGCGUGCAUGUCAUCCGUAUUCAAUUUAUCCGUAUCUGCGAUGUAUCAUUUAUGUGGACAACCGGUAGCUGUUGAUUUGGUUAAUAACAAAACCGUUUGUGGCAAUAUAUUUACAUUUGAUCCAAUUAGUCACUCAGUUGUAAUCAUUGUUUUUGCGUGUAAUGCAGAGCCAAAGAUAGUGCGAGUUAUACCCGGUAUAUCGAUAAAACAUUUAAGGAAAUUAGAUGAUGAUCAGUUGCCGGAUGGGUGCGUUAAAAAAACACCUGAGCUAGAAUAUUGGCUCGGAAAGUUGCUUAGAGCAGCACCACAGUCAUCCAAACAACAGGUUUUGGAAAGGCGAAAAAAGUUGGUUGAAUGGUUAGAAGAGAAUCAGAUCCGAGUGAAAAGCAACAACGACGGAUCAAUCACUGUAUUUGAUGCCGUACGGAUCACCCCACCUUUUACGGCAGACGAUUAUAAAAGCAACGUGGUGGAAAGUGAGGAAAUGGAAAUGCUUUACAAUGACAACAAAACGGCAGCUGUGGUAGAAGUUGAACAAGAUAUUGAAAGAAAUACGGAAAGUCAAAUGAUUAUGGAUGAUGAACUCUCAAUGAAGGAUCGAAAUUUUAAGGAAAGAUUUCUAGAUGAUAAUUCGGCGGAGGUAGUUAAUGUAAAGCAUGAAGAUAAUAAAUGUGACAGUAAUGGGGUCAUGGAAGAUGCACUAGAGAGGACGAUAAACGAAGUUGCAGAGACAAGUUUGCAAAGUGCUGCUGUUGAAGGGGAAGAUUUGACGAAUGAAGAUUCGAAGAAAAAAAGCAGAUACGACUGGGAUGCACCGAUUGUUAAAGACAUUGUACGACGAGUUAAAAACCACCGCUUAUCACAUGCCAAAGCAGCUGAACAACUCUCUCUACUAAUGGAUGCGAAAGUAACAUCUAUUGGAGUACGUUUACAAGUUGUUAAAAUGGCGAACGAUGAAGCGCUUGCGAAACAGGAUCAGCGAAGCGGCUACUCGAAGACAUUCAAUGAUGGUAAUUCUUCUCCUGGUAAGGCUGCAAGCAAAGCAACAGAUGUAUCAGUGAGAGAGCGUGAAAAUAGAUCACCUGUUUCAUAUCGUACUAGAAGCAAAACGAGCACAAAACAAAAUGCAGAUGGUUCACAAAGCAGGAAGUCAGAAAAUGGUGUGAAGGUUCACGUUACUUCACUAAAUAUGGGUGAGGCUAGCAGUCAGUGUACUGGGACCACUAAUGGAAUUAGUUUGCCAAUGACGGCAGUGCAAAAUGAUGCAGCAAAUAACCAGCUUUAUUUGCCUGUCAUCAUCUCACAGCCAACAUCCGCAGCAGCAGUGGCCACGAAAAUGGUACCACCAGUCAUACGGCUUUUAGAUAACGAAGGGAAAUUGACACAUAUUGCGGUUGCUGAAAACGGUAGCUACAAAUUAUACCGUGUUAGUGAGGGAGGUACAAAUGCCGAACAUAUGCAAAUGGUUAAUCAGGCUGUAUCCACUGAUACUGCUUCAUCAGUGAUUGAACCUGCAAACAGCGUGGUCGUACCAGGAAUCCAAGGAACGAGGAAACCGGAAAAAGGCAUGACACCUAGUUGUAGUGCCAAUUAUUACAUCGAAAGUGUUCCAGCGCAACAAACUUUGGGAGCCCUAGUGGGUAUACCGAAAUUCGUCAACCCGCAGCGUUAUGGUGGAAGUAAUGUAUACACAAGGACAAUUGGACCCGUGGGCACGACUAGUACAAUUUCAUGCGUAAGCGGCAUUCGGUCUCGAACUGAAAUAAAAGAGGAAGUUAAAAGAUUGAUUCGCUGCUUGAAAUCUCAACAUAUUACUUGUGAAGAAGCUGUGAAACAGUUGUUCGAAUAUGUUGCGUUGCAUUCAUCGAACAUUAUUUUACCCCCCACAAAAGAGAUGAACGAUACUGAGGAGAACAGGCAGAAAGCGGACAACAGACCUGUCGGUCCCAAUGAAGCCAUAAAUAGGAAAAUGAUUGUAUGGGCGGAUCCCGGAAAGCUUCAUAUUGUAGAUUACGAGAUACCAUUGCAACAGGAAUGUAGUGCUGAAGAUGGAAACGAACAGUAUACAAGGCUAGUUGAUGAGCAAGGAAAUAUGAACAUUGCCAUUGCAGAAGGAGAAGGUUAUCGUGUCUAUCGGUUGAACAAGGCAGCGCAGAAUCGUGAAUCAUAUAAAUGCGCCGAUUGUGAUUUAUUACAUAAAAUGAAAAAAGAUCCAAUUGCGCUAGUUGAAAUUGUCGAUGGCAUGUUGAUGGGUGACAUUCAUCCUUCACACCAUCCAAAAUGUCCUUUGCAAACAUUAUCAGUAAAAGAUUGCGAACAGAAUUCGGAUAUUGAGGAGGGUCGAAAAGGAGGUGAAGUAAGAAAAAGUGGCAAUGCAAAGCGUAUGCCAAGAGAAAAUGGUCGCAAAAAUCGACAGUCGACCAAGUCACCAGUCAGAAAAAGACCUAACGUUGCUCCGGGACGAAGUUUGGGAAUGACAUUAAGAAAACGGAAAGCAAGGACCGUAACUAGCCCGGGAAUUUAUGAUUCUGAAGUAAUGAGUUAA
Molecule: messenger RNA, 2553 nt
Organism: Acanthocheilonema viteae
Lineage: Eukaryota; Metazoa; Nematoda; Chromadorea; Rhabditida; Onchocercidae
Source: the annotation of a GenBank genome assembly